CGGCGGCGAGGCCUGUGUAGACUGUGGAGGCCGGCGAUUCCUCUCCCGCUUCCCUGGGAGCCAAACUGAGCGAGGCGCUUCCUGGGCCUUGCCUGCCUGGUGUUUAGGGCAGUGAGGGGCUUCUCCGCCCCUUAGGAAACGUCACCACCACGCGUGUGGACUACAUCUUUCUGCUCCCCCGUUUUGGCAGAACUUCUAAAGGUUUGAAGAAGAUAGUAAGAAAACUACCAAGGACAGCUAUAACAGUAUUGUGUUGGCGUGUUGGCUGAUAUCCAAACGGGAUGAGCCGGAGAUGUCACUGCUUUGGUCCUUUCAUUAUUGACUGCUACUUCCCAGCGGAUGUCAGGUGGCGUGAUACCAGCCAAUAGUGUAAUUUCUCCAGUGGUGUAGGGCGCAGACAUCCUGUGAUAAUGAGGUAAUUACUACAUACUGAAAGUGCUGGGUGUAAACAUGUAUCAAUCAGUUGCUGGAGCUACCCAUCCAUUACAAACAGAAGAACAAGAAGUAGGCAUUGAUCCCUUGCAGAGUUAUGUGAACAAACCUGAAGAAGAUGUGUCACACGAGAAUGGAAGAAAGCAAUAUACCUCAGAUUCUGAUGGAACAUUUCUUACAUAUAGUAAAGAAUGGGAAGAAUUAUUUGUAAACAACAAUUACUUGGCAACAAUACGACUGAAGGGGAUUAAUGGGCAGCUGAGAAGCAGCAGGUUCCGUAGUGUUUGUUGGAAGCUCUUUUUGAAUGUUCUACCUCCUGAUAGAAAUCAAUGGAUCAGUAAAACAACAAAAUUAAGAACAUUUUAUAACAAGAUAAAAGAAAUUCAUAUUACAAAUCCACGGAAAGCUGGACAGCAAGAUGUGAUGAUCAAUAAUCCACUUUCACAGGAUGAAGGGAGCCUUUGGAACAAAUUUUUUCAGGACAAAGAACUUCGAGGAAUGAUUGAGCAAGAUGUGACAAGAACAUUUCCAGAAAUGCAGUAUUUCCAAGAAGAAAAUGUGAGAAAGAUUCUUACAGAUGUUCUCUUCUGUUAUGCCCGGGAAAAUGAGCAAUUGCUUUAUAAACAGGGCAUGCAUGAACUUUUAGCACCCAUUGUCUUUAUUCUACAUUGCGAUCAUCAAGCGUUUUUACAUGCAAGUGAAGCUGCACAACCAAGUGAGGAAAUGAAAGUUCUUUUGAAUCCUGAAUACCUGGAGCACGAUGCCUAUGCAAUGUUCACCUAUCUCAUGAAAACAGCAGAGCACUGGUUUUCAACCUAUGAACAUGAUAGUCAAAAGGAGAAAGAUGCAAUGUUGACUCCUAUUCCAUUUGCCAGACCACAAGAUUUAGGACCAUCCAUUGCUAUUGUAGCAAAAGUAAACCAGAUUCAAGAUCAUUUGCUAAAGAAGCAUGAUAUUGAGCUCUACAUGCAUUUGAACAGACUAGAAAUUGCACCACAGAUUUAUGGACUGCGAUGGGUAAGGCUUCUGUUUGGACGAGAAUUUCCACUACAAGACCUUCUAGUUGUCUGGGAUGCUUUAUUUGCUGACAGCAUCACUCUCGACUUAGUUGACUAUGUUUUCUUAGCCAUGUUGCUGUAUAUUAGAGAUGCCUUGAUAUCAAGUAAUUAUCAGACCUGCUUGGGACUUCUGAUGCAUUACCCACCUAUUGGAGAUGUUCAUUCAUUGAUCUUGAGAGCUCUUUUUCUCAGAGAUCCAAAGAGAAACCCAAGACCGGUGACUUACCAGUUCCAACAAAAUCUGGAUUACUACAAAGCGCGUGGAGCAGAUUUAAUGAAUAAAACUCGGGUCAAUGCCAAGGUUGCUCCACUGAACAUAAAUAAAGUUUCCAGUAGCUUAUUGAAUUUUGGCCGAAAGCUAAUUUCUCCAGCUAUGACAACAGGUGGUGCUACUGGGCCAAUUGUAGGUAGCAGUGGCAGCUUUUCAUCUGUUGCGGUACCCAUUAGGAAUGCAGUAGAGCUCCCACAGCAGCAGCCACAACAGCCGCAGCCGCAGCAACAGAGAAUGAUGAAAUCAGAAAGUGUUCCAGUGCAACUGAGUAAAGGAGAUGUAGUUACAGGCAAUGAUGCUCAAGUCUCUGCUCCUGUCCAGAAUCUAAGUGCCCUCCAAGGGACAGUUGCUACAGCAACUCAUGGACAAAGUUCAAAAAAUGUCAGCGCUUCUCCAAGUAUUGAAAGCUUGUCGGGGGAGCGUGAAUACACAGAGUCUCCACCUUUAUCUGCAACCAGGAAGGAAUCCUUUUUUAGUACUAUUUCCCAUUCUCGCUCUCACAGCAGAAGUAUGUCCAAGAAAGAAUCUGAAGAAGAGUUGGAAGCUCAGAUUUCAUUUCUCCAAGGACAGCUGAAUGAACUGGAAGCCAUGUGCAAAUACUGUGCAAAGACGAUGAACACCCAUUUGGGAAAUAUUCAAGAAGUCAUCCUGCAAGAACAUUUGGAUAAAGAAGAUGAAGUUUUGGUUUCCUUGGCUGGAUUGAAGCAGAUCAAGGAUAUUCUGAAAGGUUCCCUACGUUUCAAUCAGAGUCAAUUGGAAGCAGAGGAGAAUGAACAAAUUACAAUAGAAGAUGAUCACUACUGUUCCAACAAUCAGAAUAAGGUGGCAAAUGAGGCCAUGGAAAAUCCUUCAGUCACAAAGCAGCCCAUCCCUCCAGUAAAGCAGACUGCCAGUGAUCCAGUUGUAAGCUUGGCCAACAGGCAUGCUGACGACUAUAUUGUAGUUUCCAAAGAGGAAGAGAGGAAUGUGAAUGCCACUCCCGAGCAUGUGCAGACUGUGCCAACCUGCAAGAAUGUGACCACCAAGUGUGAGGCCCCAUACCACUCUUCUUUAGCCUUUUGUGAUCCACUAAUGGGAUCCAUAUCAGCCUCUUCUAGUAACCUCAGUUCCAGUCCCGACGAUGACAGCAGCAACAACAGCAAGGAUUCUGACUUUACUAUUGUUAGCCCCUUGGAGAUUUAAGUGAGCCAUUCAGAUAAGACAAUGAGAUUGGAUACACCUCCUCAGCAGAUAUACCUGAUGUUCCGACGAAUGGGGAAAUUGAUUCUGGGACUCAAGGCUCAAAAAAAGCCUGAAAAUUUAGACAGAGCACAGACAUGGUAAAGGCAAUCCUUUCCAAGAACAAAAUAAAACAAUAAAAAAGCAAAUACGUAAAGUUUGCCUUGAAAACAUCCACACAUUAAUAGUCAACUGGUGUGUGACUGCAUAUAUUAAAGGUUUUCUCUUUUGGCAGCUUCUUCGAAUAUUGAAGCAGCCAUUUAUAGUCUCCUUCAUCAUUGUAGAAUAGCAACUUGCAUAUAAUUUCAUGGGUUAAACAAGUGGGCAUCCCCACUUGUGAGGAAAGCAAAUAGAUACGCUAACAAUUGCAGGUCCUGACAGAAGAUUUGCUCUGGGGAGAUUAGGAUUUUCUUCCUGAAUACAUCAGCUAGAAAAUGAGAAAAAUAAAGAUUCAGACAACAGCUGGCCUCCUGAACCAUUUUCUCAUCAGGGGAAAGGGAGGAGGGGUAGAAACUAUAUUGAGUUUAUGUAUGAGCGAAGGCUGUGAAUUAUGAUUCGUAUAAGGCAGAAUGAAAUGAGGGGGGAAACCCAGCUUAAGUGCAUAUUAAAUGAUUUGCAGGCACUCAGACUCAUUGACACACAAA
Anolis sagrei ordinatus is the source of this 3623-nucleotide messenger RNA. RefSeq names its product TBC1 domain family member 5 (gene TBC1D5). Gene Ontology annotation, molecular function: GTPase activator activity. The record is from RefSeq and is a predicted model, not a curated record. NCBI's taxonomy places the organism in Eukaryota, Metazoa, Chordata, Lepidosauria, Squamata, Anolidae. Gene Ontology annotation, biological process: activation of GTPase activity.